AUUUAUUAUAAUAUUGUAWAACGUUAUGAUUUAAUUGUUUUUUCAUUUUUACAACUGUUAUUAUUGAUUAUGGAUUGCGUGUACUUCGUUGUAAUAACCAUAAUAACAUAAUAUUAAUUGUCGUGUCCACGGACAGACGUAUAAACGAUUGGAUGAGAGGAUAACGACACACGUCACACACUAAUUCAUACGGUCGUUAUUUCGAAAACAUCAUUUUUCAUUUUUCGUAAAAUGAUCUUCUGUUUAAAUUUUAGUACACGUUCAUUACCGUGAUAUCGGUUUUUGGUUGAAUACGUAUGCUUUUUUUAUGCAGUCAGAAUAAGAUAAAAAAAAGUAGUGACAAUUAACAAUGUAGUUGAACAGUUUCACUCGUUGUGUGUCAUUUACCAAAAGUUUAUGUGACGCAGAACGAAUAUCCUCAAGUGUCCUCACCAGUUACCAUUAAUUUAACAUAACUUGACACGUAAUAUUGUUACAUUUUUGAGAUGAAGCUCGACACUUUAUCAUUAAAGUAUAUCCAAAUAUUUUUUGUUGUCGUUAUUUAUUGGGUAAUUUCUAUUCUGACAGUAUUUGUAAAUAAGACUUUAUUGAGUAUUGACAAACUAGAUGUUGAUGCUCCUAUAUUCAUUGCGUGGUUCCAGUGUUUGGUUUCAGCAAUGAUUUGUUUUACUUUAAGUCGUUUGUCUAAGAUAUUUCCAACUGUUGUACAGUUUCCUGAGGGAAAUCCGUUUAAUAAAACCACUAUUAAAAAAGUAUUACCAUUAUCAAUAUUAUAUAUUUUAAUGAUAUCUACAAAUAACUAUUGUUUGAAAUUUGUGGAUGUUACAUUUUAUUAUGUSGGACGAUCACUCACAACAGUAUUCAACGUCAUACUUUCCUACAUAAUAUUAGAAAGAAAAGAAGUAACAUCUCCAUUAACUCAUAAUAUAUCUGGUACAGCAAAAUCUUGUUUCCAAACAGUAUUAGCUUCAUUCUGGUAUAAUCAGUGGAAAUCUUCUAUGUGGUGGUUUUCGAAUUUUGUUGUAUUGGGAGGAAGUGCCGCAUAUACUAUUGUUAAGAAUAGAGAAAUGGAAAAAAAGUACCGACCAAUAGCAUACAACCGUUGUUAAUUUUAUUUAUUUGAUUCAUAUUUUCUCUACUUAUAUAAAUUAAGCUCUGAC
Molecule: messenger RNA, 1160 nt
Organism: Diuraphis noxia (Russian wheat aphid)
Lineage: Eukaryota; Metazoa; Arthropoda; Insecta; Hemiptera; Aphididae
Gene: nac
Product: GDP-fucose transporter nac
Source: RefSeq, a predicted model, not a curated record